AUGCGUUUGUUCGGUGCAGCAGCCCUCGUGGCCGCCUUGUUCGCAACGACUGUUAUAGCAGGGAUGGAACAGUUGGCGGCCGUUUUACCCUCGUGUGCGCUGAAAUGUAUGACGACUUCGGUGCCACAAUCGUCCUGCGAGCCAACCGACCAGAAAUGUCUAUGCACUGAUGCACAUUACACGGCCGUUCUGCAGAAAUGCGUUCUUGUCAGUUGCACAGUUAAAGAAUCUCUAACCACAAAAAAUGUCACCUCAACAGCGUGCGGAGCCCCUAUCCGGGACCGCACAAAGAUUGUUUCUCAUGCAGGGGUUGCAGGUGGAAUUGUAGCCCUUAUCGCUUUCGUUCUUCGCAUGCUGGCUCGAUUAAGCUGCUGUGGUGGUAUUUUUGGGGCGGAUGAUUGGACAAUGAUGUUCACGAUGGCUCUUCUCAUUCCACUUUCUGCACUCUCAGUCGUCUUGGCCGAUUCAGGUUUAGGAAAGGAUAUGUGGACCAUUCCUUUCGACAACAUCACCCAUAUUCUUUAUGUCUACUUUUGGGAUGAAUUGCUCUACCUGAGUAUUCUGCCGCUGACCAAAAUAUCAAUCUGCUUCUUCUACCUUCGUAUCUUCCCUGAUCAGAGGUUCCGGAUGGCAACUUAUGUGGCUAUUGCACUGAACGUCGGCUACUGGAUUGCCUUUGUCUUGAUCUCGGUGUUCCAGUGUCGACCUCUACCCGGAGCGUGGCACCGCUGGUAUGAAGAAGAGAAUUAUAAGUGCAACCAUAUCAAUGCACAGGGCUGGGCAGCGGCAGUGCUCAACAUGGUCCUUGAUAUAAUCGUCAUGGUGCUUCCACUGCGCCAGCUAUACGGUCUAAACCUUUCCGUGAAACGAAAAUCAUAUGUGAUGUGCAUGUUCAGUCUGGGCAUCUUUGUCACCCUUAUCAGUAUCCUACGGCUGAAUUCACUAAUUCACUUUGCUUCUACCACGAACCUAACAUGGGAUUACGUGACCGUCGGAUAUUGGAGUACUAUCGAAUGCGACGUUGGCGUUAUCUGUGCUUGUCUGCCUGCCAUUCGAUCUCUACUACGUCGUAUAUCUCCCGGACUCUUUGGCGAUACUGCCAAAGUCAAAUCUUCAUACGCUAUGGACUCUCAUUCUCGCGGGAAUGGGUCUCAAUUUGCAGCUGUCCCCGCCCAGAAUAAGAAUCCUGAUCGCCAAUUCUACCCGCUGGAUGACAUAGACACCUCAGAUGAAGCCCGGCUACACCACCCACACCCGGUGUAG
Messenger RNA from Penicillium mononematosum, 1263 nucleotides. RefSeq names its product CFEM domain-containing protein. The record is from RefSeq and is a predicted model, not a curated record. The transcript is spliced from 8 exons. Bases 1 to 1263 code for a protein of 420 amino acids. Lineage: Eukaryota; Fungi; Ascomycota; Eurotiomycetes; Eurotiales; Aspergillaceae.